AGACGUGAAGGCCGUCCGCACGCCUCCUCCCGAUCCGGGUCGGUGCUCGCCCUCGCUCUCCUCUCCGCGUCCCCAUGGAGAAGACGGAGCUGAUCCAGAAGGCGAAGCUGGCCGAACAGGCCGAGCGCUACGACGACAUGGCCACCUGCAUGAAGGCCGUGACCGAGCAGGGCGCCGAGCUGUCCAACGAGGAGCGCAACCUGCUCUCGGUGGCCUACAAGAACGUGGUCGGCGGCCGCAGGUCCGCCUGGAGGGUCAUCUCGAGCAUCGAGCAGAAAACCGACACCUCGGACAAGAAGUUGCAGCUGAUUAAGGACUAUCGGGAGAAAGUGGAGUCCGAGCUGAGGUCCAUCUGCACGACGGUGCUGGAAUUGUUGGAUAAGUAUUUAAUAGCCAAUGCAACUAAUCCAGAGAGUAAGGUCUUCUAUCUGAAAAUGAAGGGAGAUUACUUCCGGUACCUUGCUGAAGUUGUAUGUGGUGAUGAUCGAAAGCAAACUAUAGAUAAUUCCCAAGGAGCUUACCAAGAAGCUUUCGAUAUAAGCAAGAAAGAGAUGCAGCCCACGCACCCAAUCCGCCUGGGGCUGGCUCUUAACUUUUCUGUAUUUUACUAUGAGAUCCUUAAUAACCCAGAGCUUGCCUGCACACUGGCUAAAACGGCUUUUGAUGAGGCCAUCGCAGAACUUGACACACUGAAUGAAGAUUCCUACAAAGACAGCACCCUCAUCAUGCAGUUGCUUAGAGACAACCUAACAUUAUGGACAUCAGACAGUGCAGGAGAAGAAUGUGAUGCGGCAGAAGGGGCAGAAAACUAAAUGCAUACAGGGUGGUCAUCCUUCUUCCCCUCAAGAAACCUUUUUACUCAUCUCCAUUCCUUAUUCCAUUUGGAUUUCCUAUAGCAAAGAACCCACUCAUGUGUAUGGAAUCAACUGUUUAUAGUCUUUUCACACUGCAGCUUUGGGAAAAACUCCAUUCCUUGAUUUUGUGUUUGUCUUGGCCUUCCUGGUGUGCAGUUACUGCUGUAGAAAAGUAUUAAUAGCUUCAUUUCAUAUAAACACAAGUAACUUCCAAACACUUCUGUAGAGGACUAAAAAUGUAUCUGGUAUUGAAGUAAUCUGAACCAGUUCUGCAAGUGACUGUGUUUUGUAUUACUGUGAAGAUAUGAAAAUGUAGUCAUUACAAUUUUCAAAGUGUU
Neogale vison (American mink) is the source of this 1192-nucleotide messenger RNA. Its product is annotated as 14-3-3 protein theta-like. Gene Ontology annotation, biological process: signal transduction. NCBI's taxonomy places the organism in Eukaryota, Metazoa, Chordata, Mammalia, Carnivora, Mustelidae. The record is from RefSeq and is a predicted model, not a curated record. Gene Ontology annotation, cellular component: cytoplasm. The coding region runs from base 75 to 812 and encodes 245 amino acids. The transcript has a single exon.